GAGGACACAUCGCCGCUGUUCGUUGUACACAGCCUACGCGAGCGUGGGAGCUCAUUCUCUCUCUCUCUCUCUCUCAUUCUUCUUCAUCUUUACAAUCAGCUGAAUCGCCGAUAAAUCACAGCUCGUCUGCAACAUUUAAUCGAAUCAUGGCUCCCAUCAGGGGCAUUCUCACUUUGCAAAGGAUGGCUUUGGCUCAGCGUCACUGUGAGAAGUGGGCACUGAGCAGUAGAUUAUUCAGUACUCAAGCUGCAUCAAAUGCUACUACUCCUCAACCUCAACCUCCACCUCCUCCGCCACCUCCUGAGAAAACCCACUUUGGUGGCCUGAAAGAUGAAGAUCGCAUUUUCACCAACAUAUAUGGGUUGCAUGAUCCCUUUCUCAAAGGUGCCAUGAAACGGGGUGACUGGUAUAGAACUAAAGAUUUAGUACUUAAGGGUGCCGAUUGGAUUGUCAAUGAAAUGAAGAAGUCUGGCCUCCGUGGCCGUGGUGGUGCUGGUUUUCCAUCUGGUCUCAAAUGGUCCUUCAUGCCUAAAGUAUCUGAUGGCCGUCCGUCCUAUCUUGUUGUCAAUGCUGAUGAAAGUGAACCUGGAACCUGUAAAGAUAGGGAAAUAAUGCGGCAUGAUCCUCACAAAUUAUUAGAGGGCUGCCUGAUUGCUGGUGUGGGAAUGAGGGCUACUGCUGCAUAUAUCUACAUUAGGGGUGAAUAUGUGAAUGAACGCCACAACCUUGAGAAGGCUAGGAAAGAAGCUUAUGCAGCAGGACUGCUGGGAAAAAAUGCAUGCGGAUCUGGUUAUGAUUUUGAUGUCCAUAUCCACUAUGGUGCUGGUGCUUAUAUAUGCGGUGAAGAGACAGCACUGCUGGAGAGCCUUGAAGGGAAGCAAGGGAAACCGCGAUUGAAACCUCCUUUUCCAGCUAAUGCAGGGCUAUACGGUUGUCCUACAACUGUUACAAAUGUGGAAACAGUGGCUGUUUCUCCUACUAUCUUAAGGCGUGGGCCAGAUUGGUUUGCUAGUUUUGGCAGGAAGAACAAUUCUGGAACAAAACUAUUUUGUGUGUCAGGUCAUGUGAACAAGCCUUGCACGGUUGAAGAGGAGAUGAGUAUACCAUUAAAGGAGCUGUUAGAGAGGCACUGUGGGGGCGUUAGAGGUGGAUGGGACAAUUUACUCGCUGUAAUACCAGGUGGCUCGUCCGUUCCACUGCUUCCAAAGCAUAUAUGUGAUGAUGUGCUAAUGGACUAUGAUGCACUCAAGGCUGUCACGUCAGGGUUGGGGACUGCAGCUGUCAUUGUGAUGGAUAAGUCAACUGAUGUUGUGGAUGCAAUUGCAAGGCUCUCUUACUUCUACAAGCAUGAGAGUUGUGGUCAGUGUACGCCUUGCAGGGAGGGUACAGGAUGGCUUUGGAUGGUCAUGGAACGAUUGAAAGUUGGAAAUGCAAAAUUGGAGGAGAUUGAUAUGCUUCAGGAGAUAACGAAGCAGAUCGAAGGGCACACAAUCUGUGCCCUGGGUGAUGCUGCUGCUUGGCCGGUCCAGGGUCUUAUUAGGCACUUCAGGCCGGAGCUUGAGAGGAGGAUUAGGGAUCGUGCAGAGAGGGAGUUACUGGAGGUUGCUGCUGCUUGAGUUUUCUAUGCAGGGAAAUCUCUUUGCUGCUGGAUAUUGUGGAAUAAAUAUGCUUAAAGCACUCCAAACAUUAGGAGGAGAGUUGACGAGGCAGCUACUAUCCUAAUGAAUUGCAUGUUUAUUAUUGUUGCUUGUAUUCAUCUGACUGCAUUGAAGAAACUGUGAUUCCUGUUUUUUUUUCUUUUCAAAAGCGUCUAAAGCCAGGAUAAUUUAUAUUUUUUUCUUGCUCCAAAGACAUUACUGUCGUGUUUUCGGCAGUUUUGAGGCACUUUGUUUUGUGUAUCUUUGUUUCACAAUAAAAUAGAAAUGCCAUGUCGCAGGCUUUUUUAGAGAAA
This is a messenger RNA of Cornus florida, 1951 nucleotides long. RefSeq names its product NADH dehydrogenase [ubiquinone] flavoprotein 1, mitochondrial. The coding region runs from base 147 to 1616 and encodes 489 amino acids. The record is from RefSeq and is a predicted model, not a curated record. NCBI's taxonomy places the organism in Eukaryota, Viridiplantae, Streptophyta, Magnoliopsida, Cornales, Cornaceae. Gene Ontology annotation, biological process: mitochondrial electron transport, NADH to ubiquinone. The transcript has 3 exons. Gene Ontology annotation, molecular function: FMN binding; 4 iron, 4 sulfur cluster binding; NADH dehydrogenase (ubiquinone) activity.